This is a messenger RNA of Zootoca vivipara (common lizard), 2580 nucleotides long. Its product is annotated as extracellular calcium-sensing receptor-like. Gene Ontology annotation, molecular function: G protein-coupled receptor activity. Gene Ontology annotation, biological process: G protein-coupled receptor signaling pathway. The record is from RefSeq and is a predicted model, not a curated record. Gene Ontology annotation, cellular component: plasma membrane. NCBI's taxonomy places the organism in Eukaryota, Metazoa, Chordata, Lepidosauria, Squamata, Lacertidae.
AUGGUCUGCAAGUCUCACAUCAUUAAAUGCCUGGUUGGUGAUCCACACUAUCCACUUCAUGAGUAUCAUCAGAAGGGAGACCUAAUCAUUGGAGCCAUUGCUUCUCAGACCUUCAUCAUCUCUGAAUCAAUAACAUUCAAUGAAGAACCCCCACCAACAUUGUUUGAAGAGCUUGCUGUAGUACCUAAAAAUUACCAGCACAUUCUGGCCUUGGCAUUUGCUGUAAAGGAGAUAAAUGAAAACCCUCAAAUCUUACCUAAUAUCACCUUGGGCUUCCACAUCUACGACAGUUAUUUCACUGCGAAGUGGACCUAUCAUGCCACAAUCUUACUGAUAUACACACUGGGGAGAUUUGUUCCCAACUACAAUUGUGAUUUUGAAAAUAACCUGAUUGCAGUCAUUGGGGGACUUGAUCCUUUAACCUCCCUUUACGUGGCAACCGUUGUGGAUAUUUACAAGUUUCCACAGCUCAUAUAUGGCCCUGCUCCAGUGAUGAAUGAUAAAAUCCCAGGCAUCUCCUUCUACCAGAUGGCUCCCAAGGAGGCCCAUCAGUAUGCAGGAAUCCUCUCUUUGCUUCUGCAUUUCAGGUGGAUGUGGAUUGGGAUUGUCACUUACAAUGAUGAGAAUGGAGAUAGAUUUGUGCAAACAGUGGUUCCUCUCUUUUCACAGAAUGGCAUAUGUUUUGCCUUCAUAGAAAGAAGUGAGAAAUUUUCUGUGGUCAGUGAAAUUAAUGACAUGUUUGAACAGGGGGCAAAGAUGAAUGACAAAAUCAUGAGCAGCAAAGCCAACGUAGCAAUAGUGUAUGGAGAAUCCUAUACUGUUGUGUUUUUGAGAUGGUUGCCAUAUGUAUCUAAACAAGAGCAUAACAUAAAUAAACCAAAAGGUAUAGUGUGGAUAUUGACUGCCCAGCUAGAGCUCACUUCAAUGGUCUAUCAGAGAACCUGGGAUACAGAAAUAAUCCAUGGGUCUCUCUCAUUCACAAUCCACAACAAUAAUCCUCCAGGUUUUCACAAAUUUGUUCUGAGCAGAAACCCAUCCAGCAUAACAGGAGAUGGUUUUAUCAGGGACUUCUGGCAAAAUGCCUUUGGCUGCGUUUUUGUAAAUUCCAUAACAGACAAAGUGAAGGGAAAUGUUUGCACAGGGGAGGAGAACCUGUUGAGCCUUCCUGGGCCUUUCUUUGAAAUUAGCAUGACUGGCCACAGCUACAGCAUCUACAAUGCAGUUUAUGCUGUGGUCCAUGCUUUACAGUCUUUAUCUCAGCUCAAACAUAAUACAAUGGUGGAAAGAGGAAGGCAGAAACUUCAACAUCAACAGCUGUGGCAGCUCCAUCAUUUUCUGAAAGUUGUGUCAUUUAACAAUAGUGCUGGAGAGAGUGUCUCCUUUGACCAGAACGGGGAAUUAGCAGCUGGCUUGGAUAUUACAAACUGGAUUGUUUCCUCAAACCAAUCUUUCCAUAGAGUGAAAGUUGGGAGAUUUGAUCCGCUGGCUCCCCCAGAGCAAGCAUUUACCAUCAGUGAGGAAGCCAUAACUUGGAACAGAGGGUUUAAUCAGACCCAGCCUCUUUCUUUAUGUACUUGGAGUUGUCAUCCUGGUUCUAGCAAAAAAGUGAAGGAGGGAGAGCCUUUUUGCUGCUACGAUUGCAUCCCAUGCCCAAAGGGGAAGAUUUCUGAGAAGGAAGAUAUGAAUGACUGCCAUAAAUGUACUGGUGAAAAUUAUCCAAAUCAAAACCAGGAUCUGUGCAUCCCUAAGAGUAUAAGUUUCUUGUCUUAUGAAGAAUCUUUGGGUCUUAGUUUAGCCUCUUUAGCUCUUUCUUUUUCUGUGAUCACAGCUCUACUGCUAGGAAUAUUCAUGAAUCACCACAACACCCCCAUUGUCAAAGCCAACAACCGGGUUCUCACCUAUGUUCUUCUCAUCUCUCUCCUGCUCUGCUUCCUUUGCACAUUUCUGUUUAUUGGACAACCCCAGAAGGUGACAUGUCUCCUCCGACAAAUUGCUUUUGGCAUCAUCUUCUCAGUGGCUGUUUCUUCUGUGCUGGCAAAAACAAUCACGGUGGUUCUAGCUUUCAUGGCCACCAAACCAGGAUCCAAAAUGAGGAAGUGGGUUGGGAAGAGUCUGGCCAACAUCAUUGUUCUUUCCUGCUCCCUCCUCCAAGCAAUUAUAUGUACUGUAUGGCUUGCAACCUCUCCUCCAUUCCCAGAGGCUGAUAUACACACAAUGUCUGAAGAAAUUAUACUAGAAUGUAAUGAGGGUUCUGUGAUUCUGUUUUAUUGUGUCUUGGGCUACCUAGGGUACCUGUCCUUAGUCAGCUUCACUGUAGCUUUCCUUGCCCGGAAGUUACCAGACAGUUUCAAUGAAGCCAAGUUUAUCACUUUCAGCAUGUUGGUCUUUUGCAGUGUUUGGCUGUCCUUUAUUCCAUCCUACCUGAGUUCCAAGGGUAAACAUAUGGUUGCAGUGGAGAUCUUCUCUAUCUUGGCCUCCAGUGCUGGGUUGCUGGGUUGCAUCUUUGCACCCAAAUGUUACAUUAUUAUACUAAGGCCUGAAUUGAACAGCAAGGAACAUCUAAUAAGAAGAAAGUAUUGA